UUGAAGCAUCUUUAUAUGCACAUUAGACACAUUUUAUGCUUUGCUUAAGCUUUAUAGAAAUAUUCUUUCAAAAAAGAGAAUAAAAAAUAAAAAUUAUGCUAAAGUUACUUAUUCCCUCUAUAUAUUAGUAUCCCCUAAGAAUAUAGUUCAAAGAGAAAGAAAUUUUAACCAACUAGAAAAAUAAAAAUGGAAGAUUAUGAAGGGUUAGGAACAUCAUUUGUAGUUCAUUACUACAAUUUGUUUGAUAAUGAACGACCUUCUCUUAAAUCUCUUUAUCAACCAACUUCUUUGCUCACUUUUGAAGGACAAAAGUUUCAAGGUGUAGAGGAAAUCUCUAACAAGAUCAAUAGUUUGCCAUUCAAUCAAUGCCGCCAUUCGAUUAGCACCAUUGAUACUCAACCUUCUUCGAUCAAUGGAGGUAUAAUCGUCUUUGUUAGUGGCAGUUUGCAGUUGGCUGGAGAAGAACAUCAGCUACGAUUUAGCCAGAUGUUUCAUUUGAUUCCAACAACGCAAGGUAGCUACUUUGUGCAAAAUGAUAUAUUCCGUCUUAAUUACUGUUGAUUUGUUCAUGGCUUUAGCCACGAAUAAAUCUUGGUUGUAAUUGCAAACAAUAUGUAUGUGUGGAUCAGAAUUUAUGUUCUUCAUUUGGUAUUGGUAAUUUAGUUUUUAUUUGCUAGAAAGUUAUUGUAUUUUUAUGAACAAACAAGCUGAUCAAUAUGAUCAAAUCAUUGA
Chenopodium quinoa (quinoa) is the source of this 732-nucleotide messenger RNA. RefSeq names its product nuclear transport factor 2-like. NCBI's taxonomy places the organism in Eukaryota, Viridiplantae, Streptophyta, Magnoliopsida, Caryophyllales, Amaranthaceae. Gene Ontology annotation, cellular component: nuclear pore central transport channel. The coding region runs from base 187 to 561 and encodes 124 amino acids. The transcript is spliced from 2 exons. The record is from RefSeq and is a predicted model, not a curated record. Gene Ontology annotation, biological process: nucleocytoplasmic transport.